Messenger RNA from Pygocentrus nattereri (red-bellied piranha), 4490 nucleotides. It is a transcript of the gene arhgap42a, whose product is annotated as Rho GTPase activating protein 42a. Gene Ontology annotation, molecular function: protein binding; GTPase activator activity. The transcript has 25 exons. The record is from RefSeq and is a predicted model, not a curated record. NCBI's taxonomy places the organism in Eukaryota, Metazoa, Chordata, Actinopteri, Characiformes, Serrasalmidae. Gene Ontology annotation, biological process: signal transduction. Gene Ontology annotation, cellular component: cytoplasm. Bases 1 to 2718 code for a protein of 905 amino acids.
AUGGGACUUCCAACUCUGGAAUUCAGCGACUCUUUUCUGGACAGCCCUGAUUUCAGAGACCGUCUGAAAUGUCACGAAAUCGAGUUGGACCGUACAAACUCUUUCAUAAAGGAGCUCAUCAAAGAUGGAAACAUGCUUAUCAGUGCGCUGAAAAACCUUUCUGCAGCUGUACAGAAGUUUUCACAGUCCCUUCAGGAUUUCCAGUUUGAGUGCAUCGGUGACGCAGAAACUGAUGAUGAGAUUAACAUUGCUCAGUCAUUAAAGGAAUUCUCUCAGCUAUUAAACACAGUUGAGGAGGAGAGACGACGACUUAUACAAAAUGCUGAUGACGUCUUGAUCACGCCACUGGAGAAGUUUCGCAAGGAACAAAUUGGAGCUGCCAAAGAAGGAAAGAAGAAAUUUGACAAAGAAGCAGAGAAAUAUUAUACCGUUCUGGAAAAACACCUGAAUUUGUCCUCUAAAAAGAAGGAGUCAUUUUUACACGAGGCAGAUGCCCAGAUCAGUAAGGAGAGGCAGAUUUUUUGUGAUGCCUCUCUGGAAUAUGUCUUCAAAAUUCAAGAAGUGCAGGAGAGAAAGAAAUUUGAGUUUGUUGAACCGCUCCUGGCAUUCCUUCAGGGUCUGUUCACAUUCUACCAUGAAGGUUAUGAACUGGCACAUGAGUUUGAGCCAUACAAGCAGCAACUGCAGUUCAACCUACAAAAUACAAGGAAUAACUUUGAGAGCACUAGGCAGGAAGUAGAGAAUCUGAUGAAGAGGAUAAAGUCAGCAGAGCAGGACUUCAAAGCCCCGGGACAGUGGACAAUGGAGGGUUUUCUUUAUGUGCAGGAGAAGAGACCCCUUGGAUUCACGUGGAGCCGACACUACUGCUCAUAUGAAAAAGAGACCAAAAUGUUCACCAUGAGCAACUCAGAGAUCAAAUCUGGAGGCAAACAGAACGGACUGGUGAUGAGUCCACCUGAGAUGUUCAAGCUCCAGUCCUGCAUCAGGAGGAGGACAGAUUCCAUCGACAAACGCUUCUGCUUUGAUAUUGAAGUGAUGGAAAGAAAUAACACAUGUCAAGGGAUUCUAUUCAGUUCUCUUCAGUGUUUCUAUAAAGUCCGCCGACAUGGCAUCAUCACCCUGCAGGCUUUGUCUGAAUCCAAUAGGCGUUUGUGGAUGGAGGCCAUGGAUGGAAAAGAGCCGAUUUAUACUCUGCCAGCACUUCUUAGCAAGAAAGAAGAAACAUUCCUAAAUGAGGCCGGGUUUAACUUUGUGAGGAAGUGUAUUCACCUUGUGGAGACAAGAGGUAUCCAAACUUUGGGCCUGUACAGAAUAGGAGGAGUUAAUUCUAAAGUGCAGAGACUUAUGACUUCAGUGUUUGCUGCCAAAGCUCCUGCAGAUAUGGACCUCGACCCAGACACUUGGGAUAACAAGACUAUCACUAGUGGACUAAAGAAUUACCUCAGGUGUCUGGCUGAACCCCUCCUAACCUACAGACUUCACAAAGACUUCAUCAUGGCAGUCAAGUCAGAUGAUCAGAACUACAGGGUACGUGCCGUCCAUGCUCUUGUGCACAAACUACCUGAGAAGAACAAAGAGAUGCUGGACAUCCUGAUCAAACAUCUGUUUGUGGUUUCCACACACAGCCAGAAGAAUCUAAUGACAGUAUCUAAUCUUGGAGUGAUCUUUGGACCUACACUCAUGCGCUCUCAGGAGGAGACAGUGGCUGCCAUGAUGAACAUAAAGUUUCAAAACAUUGUGGUGGAGAUCCUCAUAGAGAAUUAUGAGAAGAUCUUUCACCAGUCUCCAGAUCCUAACGUGCCUCUGCCUCAGUCUCAGCCUCAGUCUCAGUCUCGCUCUAGCUCACACCGCAGCAACGCCAUCUGCCUUUCGUCAGGACCGCGCAAGUCCAGAGGCCUGUACCCACCUGCUCUGUGCCUGGCCGACGCUGACAGUGACACAUUCAGCAGCAGUCCCAGCAGCACACCAAUGGGAAGUAUGGAGUCUCUGUCAUCUCACUCUUCUGAGCGGAACAGCUGCUCCAAGGCAACCUCUCCAUCUCGCUCCAAACACAAAGCCUCAAGCAGCCUGUGCUGGACCACUCCUUCCCCCUCCUCCAAUGGCCCCAAGAGCCCACCUGGCACCACCAGUCCUGAUUCCAGCUCCAAAGAGGAUGCAGCUAAGACAGACGGGGAGUGGGAGGAGGCUCUCAGUAGUCUCCCAACAGGGCAGGUUUCUCCAGCUCCAGAGCUGCUUGACAAAGCAGAGGAUCAGAGCCCAGAGGAGCGGGAAGCAGGACGCCUCAGCAUGUCCACCUGCUCCUCCCUCACGUCCCUCCACAUCUCUGAGGGUUUCAGGAGCUGUCACGGUUCUGUCCAGAGUUUGGUUUCACGUGGUAACAGAGACAGUCUAAAGUCACUGCCAUUACCAGAUCUUCCUCCAAAAGAGACAGGCAGAUGCAGACUGGACUCAUCAGUCAGCAAUGGAUACCAGAGGCCUGGAUCUGUAGUGGCCUCCAGAGCAGCUCUCUUUGAAAGUCCUGUGGUCUCCCAGCCGGCUCCUGCUGGAAGGGAAGCCAAGGCUAUCUAUUCCUGCCAAGCAGAGCAUAGUCAUGAGCUCAGCUUCCCUAAAGGGGCACUCUUCUACAAUGUGCACCCCUCGGUGGAGCCUGGGUGGCUGCAAGCAACAUAUAAUGGCAGAACUGGCCUCAUCCCAGAGAAUUACGUGGUGUUCCUCUAAUACGGCCUGGAAGCAGAUACACAAGUCCAUGGUAUCCAUGGUGUUCAUUUCUCCAAAAAGAGACAGUUUUUAUACGUUCAUGACAUACACUAUGUGAAUAGUUUGAAUACAGUUCAAAAAUGGCUGUAACCACACUAUCAACAGUAGAGUAUAUAUGGUCCAUAGUAACUCAAGAUGUAGAUAUUAGAAAGUUUCUAAACAAAUUAAUAUUUUUUGUUUCUUGUUGACAUGCGGUUGGCUCUAUAAAUUCUAAAGUAUUUUAUUUAUAGGUGGCUAAUAAUGCAGAGUGGCGGCUAAUAAUUCAGACUGGCUCUGACAUUGAACCAAUAAUGCGACAACCACAGACAUAUUAUAAGGCCUGUGCUUCUCGUGUUAUUGUUCUAUCUCUGUGAAAGAACCUUUCAGUUAACACACUGAUUAAUGUUUUGGUACUGUCGUCAAUGGACAAUAUGAGCUCUGUAUAUUGAAAAGAAGUGACUUAAUACUAUAGGCUGAUCGUUUUAUUCAGUUCCCAUGUAACUUGUCAGAGCCCAUACAAGAAUCUAUUCAUUACAUAUGGCCUUUGCUGGGGUUAGAGGUCAGUCAGUGUUUUAUGUAAACAGUGUUACUCCUUUAAACAGAUUUUCAGAACAGGUAGAGUGAGUGUUCCACUUUUCUUUUUUCUUUGUCACCCUAAAAGAAAACAUUUCAGUCGCAGUGAAUUUUAUACAACAGAUGCUGGUCAUCAUUUGUUGGGUCAUAUUUGAACUUGUGUUUGUUAAGUAUUAAGGCUAACCCAAGCCUUAAUCAAUCAGUCUAUCUCUAUCAAAUCCUUUGAGAAUGAUCAUCUACAGCAGGGGGAUUCAGUUUUUAUGCCUGGAGAGCCGGAGUCCAGUAUAAUUCGUUGUUCGCCCUGCUCUAAUACACAUGAGUCAACUGAUCAGGUCAUUACCAGGUUUAGUGGGUGUUCCUGUAAAGAGAAAUCAGCAAACUGCUGGAAUCUGGUCAUCCAGGACCACAGCUGAUGAACACUGGUGUUGACUUUAUUGGAUUAACCGUGAAGUGAAAGUGCCCUGCUGCUUAAGUAUUAACUGCAAGUUCUACUUAUUAUUUUUAUGCAUUUUUAAGUAUUUUCACAUCUCAUUGUUUCUUUCUUACAUUUCAGAAAGAGCUCAUAGUUAUGCCUUUGAAGUCUGCAGUGUCCUCUGAUUUUGAAUUUCUCAGUGUAGUCCAGUAUUUGCAUUUUUUUUUCAAGACAAAUGUGAUGUCUAUUUUGUUUUUGGGGAUAUUUAAUAUAAUGCAGCGUCCCUUUAUGAUGAGGUACAAAUGAGAAAAGUUCAAAAUGUAUGUGGUCAGUCAUGUAUGUGUCCUGAAAUGUGUUAUUUUAUGCUCACUGAAAUGGCACUUACUCCAGUAAUGGUUCUACUGUAUUUCAUUUCACACUGGUUUACCAUUUCCAUGCAUUUCGAUUGACAAGGGUACAAGGUGGGAAACGCCCCCUUUUUGGAAAUAAAAUUGUACCAUAUAUAUAUUUUAUUAUAUGACAAAGUAUAUUUUAAAGAGAAGGAUGCAUCUUACCCCCAUAACACAAAAUGACAAGUGUCUCAAAAUGAAAUGUUUAGCUGUUUUCAAGAAUGUUACCUAGACAAUUUAAAAUAUUCCAGUCCCCCAAAGUUACACACACACAUCUUCUAAACCGCUUCUCCUUCUGGGUCGUGGGGGUGCUGGAGCCUAUCCCAGUGGUCAUUGGGCAGAAGUUCAGGAUACACCCUGGAUAGGUCGCCAGUCCAUCG